Messenger RNA from Trichechus manatus latirostris (Florida manatee), 2092 nucleotides. RefSeq names its product triggering receptor expressed on myeloid cells like 1 (gene TREML1). The record is from RefSeq and is a predicted model, not a curated record. The coding region runs from base 55 to 855 and encodes 266 amino acids. Gene Ontology annotation, cellular component: plasma membrane. Gene Ontology annotation, biological process: platelet activation. Gene Ontology annotation, molecular function: transmembrane signaling receptor activity. Lineage: Eukaryota; Metazoa; Chordata; Mammalia; Sirenia; Trichechidae. The transcript is spliced from 5 exons.
AGUGCUGUGUCACUGCACAGGCAAGCCCCAGAGUUGACAUCUCCCUGCCUAGCCAUGGGCCCCAACCUGCUCCUGCUGCUGCUCCUGACACUAGCAGGUCAGGGUUCAGUAGGCAGCCUCCCCGAGGUGCUGCAGGUGCCCGUGGGGGGCUCCAUUCUGGUGCAGUGCCACUACCGACUCCAGGAUGUCAAGGCUCGGAAAGUGUGGUGCCGGUUCUUGCUGGAGGGCUGCCAGCCCCUGGUGUCCUCGGCAGUGGAUCGCAGAGCCCCAGAAGGCACACGCAUGUUUCUCACUGACCUGGGUGGGGGCCUGCUCCAGGUGGAAAUGCUCGCCCUGCGUGAGGAGGAUGCAGGGGAGUACGGCUGUGUGGUGGAAGGGGCCGCAGGGCCCCAGACCUUGCAUCGCAUCGCUCUGGAAAUGCUCCCUCCAGCUCCUAGCCUGAAAGAAGAGGAGGUGGAGGAAACCUAUAAGACUGGCGUUCUGGUUGACAAGCACUUCUCAGACCCUGUGGGCAGUGCCAGUCCUCUGGAACCCAGCUGGGAUGAGAAGAGGGCUCCUGGCAAGCAGGCCCUGCAGGAUUCAGGGCUAAGCCAGCUGUCCCUCAGGAUCCUAUUGAUCUUGGGCGUUGUGCUCCUGCUGGGCUUGCUGGUCGUUGCAGUGGUGCUGUUUGCUGUGAUGGCCAAAAGGAAAGCCAGGAUCCGACUGACAUCAGCAAUGAUAUCCCUGGUUCCACGUCCUUUUCUGAAUCUUCUUGAAUUUCUGGAAGUUCCCUGUCGAGAUCCAGAUAGCAACUCCCCUUAUUCCCAACCCUUCAAACCAGUUCCCAGCUCACAGGAGGCACUCAGUGUCUGCUAAAUGAAGGAGGAAAUGAAUAAAGAAUUUGUCUAUCCUGGAUUGAUGGCUACUUCUAAUAGUGGAAAUCCCUGAAUAUGUCAGGAUCAGGUUCAUGAACAGAUCCAAAUAAAUUACAGAGCCUAAGACCCAGUAAAGAAAACCAUGACAGCACAAGAUGCCACAGUCCACUAGAAUCACAGUGACUGACAGACAUUUUCAGCUUUACCUAGCUGCCCUUAAGUAGCCUUUAUCCUCUAGAUUUGAUUCUUCUUCUGCAGCUACUUCCUCACAGAUCAAAACAGCAAAGACUGGGAAUGACAUUGAGAUUUAACCUACUACAGCUCAGAAGCACGGAUGGUGGGAUUGACGAGGAGGCUAAGAGAACUGUUAUAGGGAGGAUUUGUGCUAAGUGAAAGGGCUGGCUGGCUCUCUGAUGGUAAUAGUGUCAAAUAACAGCUAAGAAAACUGGGUCUGGCAGCACUGCUGCAGUGUACAACUCCAAGGGGCAACAUCACAUUAUACCAAAAAAAAAAACACCAAAUCUGGUGCUGUUGAGUUGAUAGCGUCUGUGAAUAGCACCCUCUGGAGUCGUGCCAUGUCUGGUCUGCAUGGCUGUGAACAGAGGUCAUGGAUCUGGGAAGCCCCUUCAGGAUUCAGGUGUGCUGAAAACAUCUUAAGUCUCUCUCAUGUAGACCGAUCAGGUUGUCUAUUCUAAAACUGACAAUGACCCCUCAAAAGCAAAGAGCCAUACAGGAAAUAUGAAUGACAGCACAAUUUCUUCACAAUACCAGACCAGGACAGUUAACUGUUAUUUUCUUCUUUCCCUUCUUAAAGUACAAAAAAUGUAGAUGCUAUACAGUUCAUCAGCCAAUGAUCAAUUGUUCCAAGUCACUGGCCCAUCUUCAUAGAGUCAUCAGAAUGUUACAGCUAGAAGAUCUACAUUAGGAACACAGAUAAAAUCCCUCAUUUUAGAUCUUCGCCACCACCAAUCCAUCACCUCCUCAUGUCCCCCUGACCAACACCAACAUCAACAUCAACAUCAACACCAACACCAACACCAACUUCCCUUCUAUCAAAGUGUAUAGAAGGAGAAGAUUUGAUUGGGUCUUGAUAGCUGUCUUCAAAUAUGGAAGAGGACGUAACUAUGAAAAAUGGAAGAAGCUGCAAAGAGGUAGAUUUCACCUUGAUGAAAGAAGAAACUUCCUAACAGCUGGAGACAGUGAAAUCAGCUGUUGUGUAAGGUAAGCUGUCCUAAUCA